Messenger RNA from Lycium barbarum (goji berry), 804 nucleotides. RefSeq lists its product as uncharacterized. The record is from RefSeq and is a predicted model, not a curated record. The coding region runs from base 1 to 804 and encodes 267 amino acids. The transcript is spliced from 2 exons. Gene Ontology annotation, molecular function: catalytic activity. Lineage: Eukaryota; Viridiplantae; Streptophyta; Magnoliopsida; Solanales; Solanaceae.
AUGGAACCUUUUCAGCAUCAUACACAGAUUCAGAAUUAUAGAAGGAGACUUGGAAUGCCUUAUGCUAAUUUCAACUGUAAUGGUAAAAUUUGGUGUUUUGUGCAACACAAUAUAGAUGUUGAGGUUCUUUUGGAUACUGAACAAUCCAAUACUGUAAAGCUGAAGUUUCAAGAAUUGAAUAGAGAUAUGGUGGUUACAAUGGUCUAUGCUAAAUGUUCAGAAGUGGAGAGAUUGCAGUUAUGGAAUAAUUUAUACUUCUUGGCUAGUAACAUGACAUCUCCUUGGCUGAUUGGUGGAGAUUUCAAUGUUAUAUUGAAUGAAGAAGAAAAAAUAGGAGGUUUACCAAUAUUGCCACAAGAAUAUGAACAUUUUGCCUUUUGUCUGAAUUCUUAUGAGUUGCAUGAGAUGCCUUUCAAAGGGAGUCCUUUCACUUGGUGGAAUGGUAGGGCUGCCAAUGACUGCAUUUUUAAGAGAUUGGAUAGGAUUGUGCAUAAUGAUACAUUUCAGAAUUGGUUUGGACAGCUAGAAGUGGAACAUUUGUCAAGGACUGGUUCUGAUCAUGCACCAUUACUUGUGGAGCAUGAUACUUUUCUUGACUUUAUUAAGCAGCAAUGGGAAGCAGACUUAUCUCAUUUUCUGUCCUUUAAACUCAAGAUGAAGAAACUGAAAGUUGCUUUAAGUACAUGGAGUAAGGCUACUUUUGGGGACAUUUUUAAACAACUAGUCAUCAGAAAGGAUAUAGUUAACAUUAAAGAGCAUUUGUUUGAGGAGAACCCAUCUGAAGAAAAUAGAAUGGUCAUGUAA